Messenger RNA from Capronia epimyces CBS 606.96, 2217 nucleotides. RefSeq lists its product as uncharacterized. Gene Ontology annotation, biological process: positive regulation of transcription by RNA polymerase II; DNA-templated transcription. Gene Ontology annotation, molecular function: sequence-specific DNA binding; DNA-binding transcription factor activity, RNA polymerase II-specific; zinc ion binding. Lineage: Eukaryota; Fungi; Ascomycota; Eurotiomycetes; Chaetothyriales; Herpotrichiellaceae. The coding region runs from base 1 to 2217 and encodes 738 amino acids. The record is from RefSeq and is a predicted model, not a curated record. The transcript is spliced from 2 exons.
AUGCAGGCCUGUGACCGAUGCAAUCGGCGCAAAUCCCGCUGUAGCGGCGACCGACCGUGUUGCAGGCAGUGCCAGAAGUCCAAGAACACAUGUGUCUACACGGACCGCGCCAGGAAUGCAGCGAUUCUGGCCGAGCGGUUGGCGACGCUCGAGAGCAAACUGAAAGAGUCGGAGGCAGCGAGGGAGACGUUGGCAGCUCAACUGGCCCAAGCCCAAUCGCAGGCACGCGGGGCAGCCACUGCACCAACCACUGCCACCACCACCGCCGCCACCACCGGAGUGGCUGCCGACAGACCUUCUCGCGCGGACAUAGUCAACGAAGUGUCCUUCUUUGCGUCUACUGCAGCCGGGGACCGCCACUACCUGGGCUCAACGAGCGGGGUGCUGUUCGCGCAUCUUGUGCUCCCCGAGGCAGAGGAAAGCAUCGUGGAAACCUGUCCAACCGCGGUGCCGGAAGCGUGCUCUCGAGACAACUCUUCCAACACAUACGCUGAUGUCGGUCCUAAGUGUGCCUCAUCAGAGACCCUUCCGGCGGAUGUGCUAGCCAGGAAGCUGGUUGGGGCCUAUCUUGGUCACGACCAUCUGAGAUACCCAUUCCUCGAGCCGGCCUUCCUCCGCUCUACCCUUGAGAAGAUCUAUACCGAGCGGGCGUUCGACCGCGUCUCGGCCUUCGAAUGGUUUGCCUUCGACAUGGUUCUCGGCAUCGCUAAGCUGCACGAGUACAAGUCGGACUGGCAGCAGACGCCGCCGAGCGCGGCAACACACCAUAUCAAGGCAAUGUUCCACAUCAAGGAAGUUCUCCGCUCAGGUGGCCUCCAGAGUCUCCAGGCAAUUCUGCUUCUGAUUCAAUACCGCACUAGCAGCCCGGUUCAGGACACCUCGGCAAGUUUGUGGCACCUGGUCGGUAUAGCCACCAGGAUGGUCUAUGAGUUGGGACUGCACCGUGAGGCAUCUUACCAUACUGUGAGUAGUACAAUGCCUCGAACGCGGCAAGCACAUCAACAGCAUGCAAUCCGCCGCCUAUGUUUCUGGUGUGUCUUUGCUCUGGACAGAGUCGUCAGUAUCACACUAGGAAGACCACUGGCUAUGAAUGCGGAUGACUUUGACGUCCACCUGCCGUCAUUGUCCACCACAACGACUGAGACUGCUGCUGACGCUGGAGAAUCAUAUGAAGCGCAGGACCCGGCGCAAGCCGAGAGCUCCCUGCCUAUAUUCGUACAUUUCGUCCAACAUAUGAACAUCUGCGGCAACGUGAUGCGUCUUCUUCAUGGAGUCAAACCCAUCCAGAGCGACGACACAGUGCUCACCCUGAGAAACCAUCUGAUGGCAGAUCUGGACCAGUGGCGCCAAAGUACUGCAGAGUUGACGCAUUUCUGGCGGAAUAGUGACGCCGGUGAGACGUCGUCAUCAUGCUUCCGAUGCCGAGAAUGGUAUGAAGUCCUCUACCAUAAUGCAAUCCUCCUGGCUCUUCGACCGUCGCCGACAGGAUCCGAAGCGCUCCAAGACUCUUCAACAUUGCAGAGAAUCUUCGACUCGUCAAAACAAGCGGUCAGGCUGUAUGCACAUCUCUACGAAUCAAGGAGACUCAACUAUUCGUGGAUAACGUUGCAUUCCGUCUUCAUGGCGGGCUUGUCGUACAUCUACGCCGUGGCUCACCACUUUCAAGCGCGAAGAAACAAGCCUGGGAACUUUGGGAACUUGCUCAGCCAUGACCCUACUGUGGUGGAAAUUGCCACAGACACCAGAGCAUGUUCCAACAUCCUCGUCGCGGUCUCGGAGCGUUGGAACCUCACGAAGCGAUGCCACAAGGUCUUUGACCAGCUGAGUGAUGCCAUCCUGGCAGAAGCUGUCAAGCCGUCGCGACAAUGCGGCUCCAAACAAGCGGCUGACCAUGUCGAUGUUAUCAACAAUGAUGCUGCCGGCCCACCUCUACAAGACGGCCACAAUGAAGACUUGGCCCGGUAUCAAAGUCAAAGUAUGCCACUGGUCGGCAACGGCUGGCAUCAUCAGUGGUUUACAAGUGACAUGUCGGGGGAUUCCAUGGCUGCUUCUUCAAACAACAUGUUCAAUUCUCAGCCGCCAACUUUGGACAUGGACCUAGAAUUCCGAAACUGCUUUGGGGAUCUGUUAAAUUCAUACACUGCUUAUCCCUUCAUCAGCGAGCUCGACUUCCAAAGUCUUCAUGGCUGGCCAGCAACCGCAUCAGGCUGGUUCUAG